CCAUCGGGGGAAGGGGAGGGGUGGAGAAGGGCGUUCCAGCAGUCCGAGGCACCCGCCGGGGGGCGACGCCAGCACACAACCUUAUUGUCUAGUCCGCCUGCCAGCGAGUCGAACCUGCGAGGCUCCGGGAGCGAGCCGAGUCCAACCGCCCAGCGCACCCGCCCCUGCUCGAGCCCCAUCGUUCCGCCGCGGCUCGAGUCUCUACCCGCCACCAUGGCAGCAACGGCCGUGCCCACUGCGGCAUUGGCCCUGCUCCUGCACCUCUUGUCGGGCUGCUCGGCGGCCUCCAUGUCCGCCGCCGCCACCUCCGCGCCGAGCGAGACCACCCCGGCCCCGCCGCCGCCCGCACCCUUGCUGUCCGUGGCCGUGAACCCCAAGAAGAUGUCGGCACUCGUCAGCGAACGCUUCCUGAGCUUGACCAUGGACCCCAUGGAGCUGUCGGCACACAGGAAGCUCGGGCCGGGCUCCGUGCGGGCUUUCGCCAUGGCCCGGGGGAUGUCGCCCGCUUAUCUCAGACUGGCGGGGCCCUCCAGCGACCGCCUGCGCUUCUCCAGGGAGGACGACGGCGCCUCGCACAACGGAACCACGACGGAGGGCGACCUGGUCGCGGUGGGCCGCUGGGCGCGCGAUGCCGGCUGGCACCUGGUGCUGGGCCUCGACGCGCUCGCCCGCGACAAGAAGGGCGCCUGGGACCCACUCAACGCCGCGGAGAUGCUCGGCCAGGCUGACCGCCACGGCUUCGACCUCGCGCUUCAGCUCGGAUACGAGUCCUCGGCGCUGGCCCGAGCUGGGCUGAGGAGCGGCGCCGACGUCGGCGCCGACCUGACCGCGGCCCGCACCCUGCUGGCCGACUUCCCUCGCUACAAGAGCGCCGUGCUGCUGGGCCCCGACGUGGCCGCGGCCCUCGGCGCGCCCAGGGCCAACCGUGACGUCGUGCACUUCCUCCAGGAUGAGGCCCGCGCCGCGGCGCCCGAGCCAGACGUCAUCGUGUGGCAGCCGUGGUCGGCCGUCGCCGGCCCGUCGGAAGCUGGGAGGGACCCCGUCAGCGAGCCCGACCUGGAGCGCGAGGACGUGAACCGCCUGCUGGGACGCGCCGCAGCCCGGCGACCGCUGUGGAUCGCCGAGUCCGAUGACGCACCCCCGAGGAACUUCGGCGGCGCGCUGCAGUGGGCCCGCCGCGUGCAGGUGGCUGAGCGGGUGGGAGCCGACGUCAUCUUCCGGCGCUGGCGCAGCCCCGGCGAGGACCACCAGCCCACGCCCGACUUCUGGGUCUCGCUGCUGCACAAGCGGCUGUGCGGGCGCGCCGUGCUCGACUCGCGCCUCGCGGGCAACCGGUCCGCGGCCUCCGUGACGGCGCGCUGCACCGCCGCGGCCCCGGCUGGCCGCGCCCGCCCCAACCCCCGCAUCUCCGCCACCGGCGGCUUCACCAAGCUCAGCUACGAGCGCGGCGAUGUCACCAUGUUCGCCGUCAACAGCGGGCCCGUCGAGGCCAAGGUGGUUGUCAAGUUCAGCCCCGCGGCCGGCCUUCACCAGACCACCCUGCACGAGUACAUCCUCACCGCUCCGGGCCACGACCUGGGCUCGAGAUCUGCCCUGCUCAACGGCCAUGUGCUCAGCGUGGACAACGGCGGCGGCCUGCCCGGGCUCACCCCGCGCGUGCGGCACAGCGGCGGGGACCGCGAGACGACCCUGGUGCUGCCCGCGCACUCCGUGGCCUUCUUCGUGUUCCCCGGGGCGCAGUCGCGAGCCUGCCAGACCGCUCCGGCCAGCGCCGCGGAGGCGGAGGCCUCUGUCAUCCCGCUGCAGCUCAGUCCCCGCCGGCCCGAGGACGUCCAGGUGCAGUUCCACGUCGAGGGCCUUUCCAAGAGCAAGACCAAGGACAAGCUUGCCGCCACUCUCAAGGACCAGGACGUCGACCACCGUCAGAAUGUCCUCCACGAAUCCGACGCGCAGCCCUUCGUGUGGUCAUCCCCCUCCUCCCUGGAGCAGUACGCUGACAUGGACGAGCCGAGGACUAAAAGGGCCACCGCUGUGUCGGCCAUGCCCCACUACCCCCCACGCGCCUCCCCUCUCGCCACGCCCGAGGAGUGGCUCGAGCGCCUGUCGAAGGUCCCGGCCUUCAAACGGAAACACCAGCUGCCCUUGCCGGGCGCCCACGCAGCCAAGGCAAAGGUCCCCGACGAACUGGAAGACAACCCCUCGACCAUACCCGUGGCCGCGAUAUACCGACCGGAUGAAACGGCCGACGACAAGGAGCCGGCGCCGCACAGCCCGCACAUGCCGCACAAACACCACAGGCCGAUGGCGCCGAUCAAGCCGUUCAAGCUGCCCAAGAGGAUGCCGCUGCCCGCGGCGCCGCGCCUGCCCAAGCGGCCCGCCCCUCCCGCGCCCGCACUGGCGCGCCGCAAGCCGCUGCCCAAGGGGCUGGCCGUCGCGUCGCUUGUCGACCCGGAGAAGGGCGUGAGCGCCGAGGACGUGUCCGAGGCGGAGGAGCAGGUGACCGCAGACCCCUUCCCGACCGGCGACGUCGUGGCCGAGGUGGGAGAGUCGGGCGAGGAAGGCGACGACUUGUCAGGUGGUCCCGGAGAGGCGCACGGCGACUACGAAUACGUGGACGACGACGCACAGGAUGAGGAGGAUCUGGAGAAGGGCGGUCAAGAGCAGGGCAACAAGACACCAGUUCCUCAGCCACAGCCCGAGGUCAACCCCUUCGACAACAAGGACGUGAACGAGCAGACCCCGUACUACUUCGCGCCCGGCGAGUUCAUGCAGCAGUACAGAGCCGUGCCCAGGGCUGCGCCGUCCGCGGCCGGAGAGAUCGGGGAGAUGGACACGAUCGCGGAGCCGCUGAGCGUGGUGCGCGCGACCACCCCGCCGCCCUGGGAGCCGCACUUGGAGGAGUACGUCGUGAUGCAGAGCCCCGCGCUGACCGCCGAGCAGCACCAGCAGGCGCGGCAGGACGCCGACAGCUUCUACCAGGGCGUGGCGAUGCAGGCCCCGCCCCAGGCCCCAGAGCAACACCAUCUGCACCAGGAGGAGCAUCACCUUCACCAGGAGCAGCAGACCCACCAGCAUUCCGACAGCUUCUACCAGGGUGUACAAGUGCAGGCCCCAGCGCAGGCCCCAGAGCAGAACCAUCUGCACGAGCAGCAUCAUCUUCACCAGGAGCAGCAGCAGCAAACCCAGCAGCACGCCGAUGGCUUCUACCAGCCUGCGAUGGUACAAACCCCGGAGCAGACCCUAGAGCAGCACCACCUACACGAGGAGCAUCACCCCCAUCACGAGCAGCAACAGCAGCAUCUCGAGAGCUACUACCAGGACACCGCGGAUCCCGAGUCCCGACCCGAAGGGGACUUUGACACGCUGCCACCCGUCGAGGUCGACCCGGAUCAAGAAAUCAACACGGACGUCCUCAUCGAGCUCGGAAAAAGGUACCUCCGUGAGAAGAAGAUGACCUUGAAGCACAACGAACUUGACCCGCUGGACUGCGAGAAGGGCCAGGUCGGGCCGAGCGCCCCCAUGGAGGAGGAAGUGGACAUGGCCACCAUGCAGCACCACGCGCGGCGUCGGCGCCAGCUGAGGACCACCCUCCCCACGGGCGCCAGCCCCAAGCCGUUCCCCAGAACCCCCCUGAGGAGCGUCGGCGAGGAGCUCACGCGUCCGCAGCUGCCGGCUGGCCUGCGCGAAGAGCUGGAGAAGAGGGUGCGUGACCGCAGGGAGCGACUGGAGAAGGCGAGGGACUCGACGGCGACGAGGGAGCAGCCCGACAGGGAAGAGAGGUUGAGCAAGGCCCGGGAGCAGCUGGAGCAGCAGCGGGAGCAGCAGCGGGAGCAGCGCGAGCGGCAGCGGGAGGAGCGCGAGCAGGCCGAGAAGGAGCGGGUGGCCAAGGCGAGGGAGGCGCUCGGACAGCAACGAGAACGGCUGCGCGAGGACCGCGGCAGGCCGCUCGCCCCUAGACCCGCACUCGCACUCCCCUCCGGCUUCACCCGCAGGACCGAGCGGGUGAAGCGCUCCGAGGCGGCAAACAGAUACCUGGACUCGUUUGGCCGGCAGGAGCAGUACUCUCACCCCAGCGGCCACUGGCGCCGGGUCACGCCGGCCCCGGCCCCGCAGCACCACACGCACCACCUCCACGUGGACACUGCGGGGCGCAGCGGCGCCGUCCCCCGCUACAAGUACGGCCACUCCCCGCAGCGCGUCGGCGUGCGGCACGAGGUCGUCAAGAAGACGGACGUGCUGCGCUACGGGGGCGCGGGGAAGACCACCGUCGACGCGGGCCGCAACGAGCUGCCGAGGAGGAAGGGUGGGCGCUGGCAGCAGCAGUACAAGCCGCAGGACAACGUCGCCGUGCUCUGGGAGGGCAGUCCGUUGUCGCCCCUCCACACCACCCAGAGGGUCCACGUCGAGGUGCCGGUCGAGGUCGACGUCGUCCCCAAGCCCACGUUUCUGCCUGUGGAAGAGGAUGAAUCGCCGGAACAGCGCGACGAUCGGGACGAGCCUCCAACUGAGGUCAAGACGACUAAAAUUCUGAAGACGGAACGGACUUACGAGACCACCGAGCCCUCCGAAAACGACAGCAGCGCGGAGGAGGGUGGCUACGGGGCCGCAGAGGAGGAGCCAACUAGCCCGUACUAUGCCCCCCUCGAAAUCCCUAGUCGCGCGCACCAUCACCACCAUCACCACGUCCAAUACAGUGAGGACGAUGUGGAACAGGUUACUCCAGUCGAAAAAUCAGACGAAGCAGACGAAGCAACAUCGGCCUCGGAGGAGUGUGAGAAUGAAGCCAAACAACCCUCGAUGCUCCCCCCUGAGGCUGAAGGAGAGGCUGGUCCCAUGCCCGUGUUCCCGUUCAAGGAGCCCCAUGGACCGAAGCAUCAAGUGGUGGGCUUUAAAGCAGACGACUCCUCCCCCGGCGGGUGGUACACAUUCGCCUCCACCUCUCGCUACCAGACACCAGAAACGGAAGACGAGGACAACGCGUCGUCCGAGGAGGAAACCGCGCACGCGAACUACCCUACCAUGGAAGUCCACACAUCCUCCAGGAAAUACUCAUCCUCAACUAGGGUCUCGUCUGCCCAACGUCCAAAGCCACAUGUAGUCAAACUAGUGACUCCCUCGCGAAGCCAUCAAGCCCCAAAACCGCAGGCCUUGGUGCACCUAGAGAGGCGACCGCAGCCAAGGCCGACCCCUUACCGAAGUGGGUCCGCCGUACACCCCGAGGCCGGCAGCUCGACAGUGAGGAAGGCCUCCUAUAACAUUGUCACAUCGCAAUCACAGCCUGCAGUCACGCCAUACGCCACACAAGUUGUAAAGAUGGCACCACCGCCCAAGUCCCCAGCAGUCGCCGAAAUACAAGAACAGCCGGAAGAACAGCCGGAAGAACAGCCAGAAGAACAGCCAGAAGCACAGCAGGAAGAACAGCCGCAAGACCAACUCCAAGAACAACCCCAAGAACAGGCCCAAAAUCAACAGCAAGGAGAUUUUGUGUCAUUCGUACAAACAGCCCCGACUGAGUCCGAGGUUGUCUCCCAACAGCCAGAAGAGGUGGCGGGCUACGCGGUCCCCGUUCUCCAGCCAGCGCCCCAGCCACCGAUCCAGAGAGUCUCACUACCGGUGCAACAGCCAGCUCUGCAGCCAGUUCUGCAACCAGUUCUACAGCAAGCCUCUCAGCUAGCCCAGCCAGCCCCACAGCCAUAUCCAAGACCAGUGCAACAACCAGCCCCAGAGCUAGCUCUUCAGCCAGCCCCAGAGCUAGUCCUGGAGCCAGCCGCACAGAACGUGCGACAACCCAACGCAAACCGCAAGGCUGCCUCUCAGCAGGCGAAUGCACCGCGUGCAUUGUCUUACUUGGCCAAGUACUUCCGACCUGUUCAGGACCAGGCACCUAGGUUUGAACAAGUUUCCUACAACCGGGGCCGACCCGAGUCAGCGCAGAGAAGUGCUUGGCAACAGCCUGCUGCUGCUGCCACCACCCUCUGGGAUCAACCCCUUGCUGCACCCACCGACGACCUCUGGGGCAAACCUGCCACUGCCCUGGCACGCAAACCUGCGGCAACACCUUCAGACAACUUGUGGGGCCAACCUGCUGCCGCAGGUAACCUUUGGGGUCAACCUGCCGCAGCACCCGCACGUCGACCUGCCUCCACCCCUACAGACAACUUGUGGGGCCAAUCUUCUGCCGGUCCCUCAGAUGAUCUUUGGGGUCAACCUGCAGCAGCAUCCGCACGUCAACCUGCGCCUGCCCCGUCAGACAACUUGUGGGGCCAACCUGCUGCCGCUCCCUCAGAUGACCUGUGGGGUCAACCUGCUGCUGCCCCCACAGAUGACCUUUGGGGUCGACCUGCAGCAGCACCGGUACGAAGACCUGCCACAGCCAGCGCAGGAAACCUGUGGGGUACAGCCGCUGUUGCUCGCUCCGAUGACCUCUGGGGUCAACCUGCAGCAGCCCCCGCCGACAACCUGUGGGGCCAGUCGGCUCCAUCCGCCCCUGCCACACGUCAGUGGCGGCCUGCAGCGCCCGCAUCUCGUCGGGGCAGCCACGUGGCCUCCUUGGAACAGCCUGCGGGAGAGCAGCUUCUGGACUACAACACCCACAUCCUCAGGCGCCAGCCGGGCAACGAUCAGCCCCGGGCGGCCGCGGUCCAGGUCGCCUCCCUCGCCCCCGCCGGCGGAGAAGCCGUGGUCCCGGUCAGACGGACCCUCAGUGCGAGCUCGGCGCCGCGUGUCCCAGAGCCAGCCUGGAUGUCGGCCGGCUCCCGUCGGAAGCGCUCGGUGGUGGGGCCUGCCGGGCCUGCCCCCGCAGCCGCGACCGAGCACCGUCGCGACAGGCGAGGGUUCUUCGACAUGCUCUCCCACGACAAAAAGGUCGCCCCGGCCCCCGAUGACCUGAGCGACGACGAGUGGAGCGCCGAGACGGAGCGCAUGCGCCGGAAGAAGCAGGAGCGCCAGGAGCGCCAGGAGCGCAAGCAGCGCCAGAACAACGUCCAGAGCGCCACCGAUGACAGGAGCUUCUUCUCUGGCCUCAUUGCCUCCCUGCUGAGCAAAGUGGGCGUCGUCGUCGGCUACCUGGACAGGCUGACGCAGGGCAGGAAGCCCGCGUAGAGCACCGUCUCGCGAGAGAAAACCCGUCAUCUAGUACAAAAUUAUUAGUGAAGCUUUUGGCUUAUAAGAGCAUCAAGCAAGCUUCUGUUCAUAGCUACAUUUAUUUAUUAUUGGAAAUGUGUGUUUUCCUCUUUAUGUGUUUGUGUCGUUUUUGUUUAUAAUAAAAUGUUUACCAUGCCGGCAA
Messenger RNA from Frankliniella occidentalis (western flower thrips), 7285 nucleotides. RefSeq names its product titin-like. The record is from RefSeq and is a predicted model, not a curated record. Bases 214 to 7101 code for a protein of 2295 amino acids. Gene Ontology annotation, cellular component: extracellular matrix. The transcript is spliced from 10 exons. NCBI's taxonomy places the organism in Eukaryota, Metazoa, Arthropoda, Insecta, Thysanoptera, Thripidae.